CCUCCACCAGCCCCGGCCUGCGCAUGCGCAGUGCCGUCGCCGCGCCCCCCCCAAACCAUUGUCGGUGCCAGGCUGAGCUGGGAUAUGAGUGCGCUCUUCUUCCCCGACAUUCCGGCCAAGUCCUUGUCCAAGUCGGCCGCCGCUGGCCACAGGGACUCCCACAAGAGUCACAACCACGCAUCGAAUAAGCACAGGGACGUGGACAAAUACAAGCACAAGUCCGAGCAAAAGACUGACAGUAAGGCUGACAGUAAGGCUGACAGUAAGGCUGACAGUAAAGUUGACAGUAAAGUUGACCGUAAGACUGACCAUAGGUCUGACCACAAGUCUGAACACAAGUCUGAACACAAGUCUGAACAAAAGUUUGAACACAAAUCUGACCACAAGUCUGAACACAAGUCUGAACACCGGUCUGAGCACCGGUCCGAGCACAAAUCUAAACACAAAGACAAGGACAGAGAGAAGGAGCGCGAUAAGGAGCACAAGUCCAAGCAUGGUGGUGGUUCGAUGGGUUCCAAGGAGCACAAGGAAACUUCCCAUACCAAGCAUAAGGAACAUUUGGACAAAGAAAGACAGAAGGACAAGGAACUGGACAAAAUCAAAAAGGAAAAGCCUUUUGUAAAUGAUGUGAAGAUAAAGAAGGAGAAUGGCUUCAGUUCCCCAGUCAUUAAGCUGGAGGAAGACGAUGGCUAUGGGUUUGGAGCCGCUGUGACGGCGCCAGCACGUGCCAAGCAGGAAGCGCGUGCUCGUGAAGAUCGCAUCAAGAAGGAGUCAAAACCGGAGAAGCGCUUUCGGGCCGACUCCGAUGAUGAUCAGCCGCUGUCCAAAAAGCUCCAUAUGGUCAAGCAGAUAAAAACUGAGAAAACGGUUGACAGAAAAUCCACAAAGAGGCCACAUGACAGCCAGAGAAAGUCAACAAAGAGAGAAAAGGAUGACAUUCCAAGCAAGAGAAAGAAGAAGGAUGAACCGGAAGAGAAAUGGAAGUGGUGGGAGGAGGAGCGCUACACGGAUGGCGUCCGAUGGAAGUUCCUGGAGCACCAGGGCCCUGUGUUUGCACCGCCUUACGAACCGCUCCCAGACGAUGUGCACUUCUACUACAAUGGCAAGCCAAUGAAACUGAGCGAGAAGUCAGAAGAGGUGGCUACCUUCUACGCCAAAAUGCUGGACCACGAGUACACGAGCAAGGAUAUCUUUCGGAAGAACUUUUUCAAGGACUGGCGAAGGGAAAUGACGUCAGAGGAGAGGAGCAUUAUCACCGACCUAUCAAAGUGCAACUUCAACGAGAUUGAUGAAUACUUCAAGGUCAAAACGGAGGAGCGCAAGAACAUGUCCAAGGAUGAGAAACAGAUGCUCAAGGAAAAGAACGAGAAAAUGACGCAGGAUUUCGGCUUCUGCCUCAUGGACUCACACAAGGAGCGAAUCGGCAACUUCAGGAUCGAACCUCCGGGCCUUUUCCGUGGUCGAGGUGACCACCCGAAGCAGGGCAUGCUGAAGAGGCGUGUGUUGCCUCAAGACGUGAUCAUCAACUGCAGCAGGGACUCCAAAAUCCCAGUGCCGCCACCGGGCCACAAGUGGAAGGAGGUACGACACGACAACAAGGUGACGUGGCUCGCCUCCUGGACCGAGAACGUGCAGGGCCAGGUCAAGUACGUCAUGCUCAACGCCACCUCUCGCAUCAAGGGCGAGAAGGACUGGCAGAAGUACGAGGUGGCUCGUAAGCUGAAGACUUGCGUGGAGAAGAUCCGGAGCCAGUACCGCGAUGACUGGAAGUCAAAGGAGAUGCGAAUUCGCCAGCGAGCCGUCGCACUUUACUUCAUUGACAAGUUGGCGCUGAGAGCAGGUAACGAGAAGGAGGAGGGCGAGACGGCGGACACGGUGGGCUGCUGCUCGCUGCGCGUGGAGCACAUCAAGCUGCACGAGAAGAUGGACGGCCAGGAGUACGUGGUGGAGUUCGACUUCCCUGGCAAGGACUCGAUCCGCUACUACAAUAAGGUCCCCGUCGAGAAGAGGGUUUUCAAGAACCUGCAGCUCUUCAUGGAGAAUAAGCAGGGUGGGGAUGAUCUCUUCGACCGUCUUAAUACGUCAAUCCUGAACAAGCACCUUCAGGAGCUGAUGGAUGGACUGACUGCCAAGGUUUUCCGAACCUACAACGCCUCCAUCACCCUGCAGUGGCAGCUGAAGGAGCUCACGAGCACGGAUGAGAGUGUCCCUGCCAAGAUCCUGUCCUACAACCGGGCGAACCGCGCGGUGGCCAUCCUGUGCAACCAUCAGCGUGCCGCGCCCAAAACAUUUGAGAAGUCCAUGGCCAACCUGCAGGGCAAGAUCGACGGCAAGCGGGAGCAGCUGGCUCUCGCCAAACGCGAGCUCAAGUCGGCCAAGACUGAUUUGAAGGUCCGCAAAGACAUCAAAAGCAAGAAGGUUGUCGAGACCCGCAAAAAGGCAGUCGAGCGCAUGGAGGAGCAGCUCAUGAAGCUGGAGGUGACUGCUACUGACAAGGAGGAGAACAAGCAGAUCGCACUCGGCACCUCCAAACUCAACUACCUGGAUCCUCGCAUCUCCGUCGCAUGGUGCAAGAAGUUUGGUGUGCCCUUGGAGAAGAUUUACAACAAGACUCAGCGAGAGAAAUUUGCCUGGGCCGUUGACAUGGCCGAAAAAGAUUUUGAGUUUUAGACGACAUGGAUUUUAUGAAAUGACAGCGGUUUUAUUGAUCGCACCGAUCCGUUUUAAACCUUGAGCUUUUUAUAUAUAUAUACACCCUGCUUCGUCUGGAGAUGAAUACUGCUCAACCCCAUAAUUGUACUUUUGCCACAGAACCAAUUUUAUGGGCUUGAGUGGUGUUUUUAUAGAUGUCACCUAGCCAAAUUUAAAGACUCAAAAUAGUCUGAAGUUAAUGACUUUAAGAACAGCCACACACGUUAAUUGCAUUAACCUGUGUGACUUUUUAAAGGUCGCAUAAAUUAAUUGCAUUGUUUUUAAUUUAGCACUGUUAGGAGAAGCUUUUGUUGCUUUUGAAAACAAAGUUGGAUAUACAUUGGCAUUAAAAACCUAAAAGUCAUUUCAUUUGAAAAACGCAUUAAAUAGUUCAAAUUCAUUUUUAACAUUUACUAUAAAUUACAAAAUCCACGGUAAUUAAUUUUUUCAAGCAUGAUUUAAUUCAAUAACCCUCUUAGCGAUGUGUUAGUGCUAUUUAAGUUUUUUUUUUUUCAGACUGUGAGCCCUAUGCGAGUUUAUGGAAUAUUAAAUGUUUUAUAGUUUGCCGAAUAUUGUACAGUUUAAACCUCGAUUGUCCAUAAACUGGGUCUGGGGGUUUGUUUGGAUUGUGAACUUUCUUUGCAAAUACAGCUUGUUAAACACUUUCAAGGAUUUUGAAAACAUUUUUUUCCUGUUUCUUUUCAAAUCAAUUGUGUUCAAUCCACUUGAUGCCGAACACGAACCGCCAUUUUGGAGAGCACCAGUUUCUGCAUGGAUGUUCUCCUAAGACGUAUUAAGUACGCCCGGCAGACGGACAAUACUUGGAGCACCAGAGAGGAGCAUCUUGUCCUGUGUUCACGAGAUGUACAACAAGCUUAAAGCCCCCCCCCCCCACCGUGUAUAGGCGCGACAGAAAUCUGCCUUACUUCACUUGGAGAUUAUGCCUGCCGAUUGCCGACUUGAAGCACAGGUGGCUGGUCUGGCUUUGCCUGGUGCUUGUUGAAUAUUAAAAAAGGCAGGUGUGGCCACAAUGGUUUGGCGAGGAGCUUGCUACGUGUUGCUAUGGUGCUGGUUAUGCGAGUCGAAGCGUGCGUUUUGUGUGUUUGCCCAUUUUGGCCAACCCAGCCGCAGCUAAAUUGAGCAAACUUGGAUUUGGGGAGAUCAUACACGCAAUUAAUUAAUGUUGAACAUAAAUCCUCCCUAGCUCUGUAAAUAUUGCUGCAGGAUCGAAACAACGGUACACAGAGACUGUCCUUUAGAGCUCAAGGAAGACAUUAAUGGUAAUAGUGUGUUUUCUAAAUUGUGUUCCACAAGAUGAAAGUGCUAUCGUGCUAUACACAUGAAUGUUGGUCUCGUGGGGGGGUCUAUACAUUGGGCCUUUAUCAAUGAGUGUUGUCACUCCGGCUGAAGCUACAUUAGCAUCGCUUAAGAAUUUGCUGUACCGUUUUCUCAUUUUACAAUUUUAUAAAGUUUACGGUGGUCGCCAUGUGCGUAAAAAAUAUGACGUGAAUUUGACUGAUGCCCGGUGUUCAGAACAGGCGGGGUUGGGUCACCGUAUACAUAUAUAAACAUCACUGCUAAGAUUAUUUUACUGUCAUUUUGCUUUGAAUAAAAAAGCCAGUGCGAGCGAG
Messenger RNA from Lethenteron reissneri (Far Eastern brook lamprey), 4322 nucleotides. RefSeq names its product DNA topoisomerase I, mitochondrial-like. Gene Ontology annotation, biological process: chromosome segregation; DNA replication; DNA topological change. Gene Ontology annotation, cellular component: chromosome; nucleolus. Lineage: Eukaryota; Metazoa; Chordata; Hyperoartia; Petromyzontiformes; Petromyzontidae. The record is from RefSeq and is a predicted model, not a curated record. Gene Ontology annotation, molecular function: DNA topoisomerase type I (single strand cut, ATP-independent) activity; DNA binding.